Messenger RNA from Papaver somniferum (opium poppy), 1527 nucleotides. RefSeq lists its product as uncharacterized. The record is from RefSeq and is a predicted model, not a curated record. Bases 1 to 1527 code for a protein of 508 amino acids. The transcript has 3 exons. NCBI's taxonomy places the organism in Eukaryota, Viridiplantae, Streptophyta, Magnoliopsida, Ranunculales, Papaveraceae.
AUGAAGGCUGCUGGUAAGGAAAAACAGCUUGUUCAUAAAUUUUGGCAAGCAAAAUCACCUAAAACUAAUGAGGAAGAGCAGAAGUCUUUGAAUCUGGAGAAUAAGGAGGAUAAUAUGGUUGAUGCUUCAGCUGAGAGGGAUGAUGCGGCUCAGCUUAGAUUGCAAAACACAAUUGCAGCCAAGAAAGUGCUUGCUGCACGUACACAAUCUGCUCAUGCAGACCAUGCAAAGUUCGGGAUGAACCAAACUUCAGCUCAGUCCGGGAUAACUCAAUCCGUGUCUGAAUUGGAAACUGAAAUAAGAGUCGUGAAUAAAGAAACUUCUGAAGUUGUUGGAGCUACAGCUAGAGAAGAUAUUACACGAAUAGAUUCUAUCAAUGCAGAGGCCGGGAUGAACCAAAACUCUUCAGCUCAGUCCGGGAUAAACAAUACAACUCAAUCCGUGUCUGAUUUGGAAACUCAAAUAAGAGUCGUGAAUAAAGGAACUUCUGAAGUUGUUGGAGCUACAGCUAGUGAAGAUAUUACACGUACAGAUUGUAUCAAUGCAGGCCAUGCAGGUCAGACCGUGGUUGAUUUGAUAAAUCUUAAAAACACUCCUACUGACGUUAUUGAUGCUAAUCAGUUGGAAAAGGAGCUAGCUAAAUCUGCUGCUGAGUUGCGUGAGGCUCAGAUGAAGUUUAUUCAUUGUAAAAAUAACAUUGCAGAUCAGAAAGAUAUAGCUUUACGUAAGGAAGAUAUGGCUGCUCAGAGCUUUUCUAAAGAUGAAUGGACUCAAGUGGAAGGAAAGAAACCCCCUAGCAAAGCUAAAACUGAUGAGGAAGAGGAGAAGUAUUUGAAUCUGGAUAAUAUGGAGGAUAAUAAGGUUGGUGCUUCAGCUGAGGUUUGUGAAGCUCAUCUUAGGUUGAAAAACGCAAUUGCAGCCAAGGAAGCGCUUGCUGCACGUACACAAUCUGCUCAUGCAGACCAUGCAAAAGUUACGCAAGUGACAUCUAAUACUCAAAUUCAGUCCGAGAAGAAGCAAAACUCUGAAGUUCAGUCCGUGUCUGAGUCGGAAACCCAGACAAGAGUCGUGAACAAACAAAAUUUCGUGGCUAAAUCUGUGAGCAAAGAUGGGAUACUAGCCGUGAACAAACCAAAAGCUAAAGAAGAUAAUGCACGUACAGAUUCUAUCCAUGCAGGCCAUGCAGAUGCACUUGAAGUUAUUGAUGAAGCUAAUCAGUUGGAAAAGGAGCUUGCUAAAUCUGCUGAUGAGUUGCGUGAAGCUCAGAUGAAGUUUAUUUAUUCUAAAACUGAUGAGGAAGAGGAGAAGUCUUUGAAUCUGGAUAAUAUGGAGGAUAAUACGGUUGGUGCUUCAGCUGAUGAUACACAGUUGAAGGAGGAGCUUGAUCGCUCUGAAUCUGAGGUUCGUGAAGCUCAGCUUAGAUUGCAAAACGGAAUUGCAGCCAAGGAAGCGCUUGCUGCACGUACACAAUCUGCUCAUGCAGACCAUGCAAAAGUUACGCAAGUGACAUCUAAUACUCAAAUUUAG